AUGCAAGAUAUCAGCGAGGGAGAUGCGAUUGUCGUCCAGUUGUUCAAAGUGUACAAUGCUAUUGGUGAAUACCGUACAACGCCACAUCCGUACAAAAUUGGCUUCUUUCAAACAACAUUUGUUGGAAAAGCUGAUGAUUUUCCAAGUGCAGUUCCCGAAAAUUAUUUCGCGGACUUCUCCGAUAUUCUUGGUGGAAAUCUUGAUCAUAGUUGUUUGGUUGAUGUGUUUGGCCAAAUAGUUAACUUUGGGUCUCUGGAAAACAAAAUAAUAAAAGGAAAGGAUAACAUGAGGCUCUUGAUUGAGUUGCGUGACCCAAAGUUCUGUUCUGUUAAAGAGUGGAAAGGUGCUUACUCUAUAUCUAGCGGGUAUAAUUCAACUCAUAUUUUGCUCAACCCAACACUUGAAAUUAUUGAGGAGUUCAAAGCAAGUCUCCCUAAUGAUUCACUUGCUCUUACCAACAACGAUAGUAGCCAAUGGUCUGUUGGUACUGCUAAAUCUAUUUGUGCCAGGUUUUUUGUUCUUAAUGAGAGGCUAACCAUAAGAGAGAUCAUUGGUAGUACCCUGGUUGGCACUUUUGUCACUCUGGGCACUAUUGAAACAAUUGAUACUGAACGUGGCUGGCAAUAUUUAAGUUGCAAAUACCACAACAAAAAAGUGAUGCCUACAACCAAUGUUGAUGCUGAUAACCGUUCUUUGUUCUUCUGCAAUACAUGUGAUAAAGAACACAAUGAUGUCAUUCCCACGUUCAAAUUAAUUGCACAUGUUAAGGACGAUAGCGGUGAGGCUAAUUUUCUUUUGUUUGAUGCUAAUGCUCAACAAAUUGUGCGUCAUUCUGCCGCUGAACUCUAUGACGAGAAUGAAGAUGAAAACUUCUUACCAGAAGCAGUUAACGAUCUCUUUGGUAAGAGAGUCCUUUUUGAGAUUUCAGUUGAUGCUGAUAACAUCAAAGGAAAGAGCUCUCAGUAUGUUGUUCGAUUGGCUACUGAUGACCGUGAAAUGGUUGAGGAAUUUGCUGAUUUGCCUCCUAAACCGGUCCUAAUGUUGGAGUCCGCAGAUGAUAUUUUCUCUGGUUCUGGUGGUUUUUCAGAAACUCCUUUGUCCAAAAGAAAAAUCAAACAAGAUGAAGACAAUUGCCUUGAGGAUCAACACUCUGUCAACAAGAAACUCGCUCAAAAGAAACUCAAGGGCGAGUGA
Brassica oleracea var. oleracea is the source of this 1194-nucleotide messenger RNA. RefSeq names its product replication protein A 70 kDa DNA-binding subunit B-like. NCBI's taxonomy places the organism in Eukaryota, Viridiplantae, Streptophyta, Magnoliopsida, Brassicales, Brassicaceae. The record is from RefSeq and is a predicted model, not a curated record. Bases 1 to 1194 code for a protein of 397 amino acids. The transcript has 9 exons.